GCAAACCAUGACAAAAAAAUCUCCCCUUAAUUAAUUUAAUUUAAAGCCAGUAACAGAAGAGACUUCAGCUUAUAAAAACCCCAUUACCCAAGUAAAAAACCAAGAAAUAUUUCAAAAUGCUGACCGCCUGCCCGGAUGAGCUGCCCAAUCCGCACAAGAACUGCCUGAACGAGAUGCUGCAGGCGCUGAUCUGUAACGACAACGAUGUGAAGCGACUGAACACGGAGUUGCGCAACAUGAAAGUGGAGCUGCAGGCUGAGAUAGACAGAAUUAACAAGGCGAAUAUUAAGUGUGGAAAGGAGUACAAGGGAAGGGGACCCGUAGUUUGUGAGAGCAUUGAGGACAUGACCCAGUUUGCACAGCGGAUCAACAGCCUGGAUGAGGUGAAGACCCACUUCAACCGACGCAGCGAGGAGAUGCGGAAGCGGCGCGACAAUAUAAUUGUCUACGCUCGCCAGUGUCUAAAUGCCUACAACGAGGAGAAGUGCAAGUUCAAGUCCUUUCACGAGAAUACAGUGGACUACAUAAAGCGAACGGCAACCCUAUCCGAGGACGCGGAAGUGAUCCGAGGUUGCGAGAAGGAUGUGUGUGAGCUGCACAAACGCUUUGUCCGGGAGGUGGCCAACCUGAAGAACUGCGAGGCAGAGUUGUUGCCCUUCUUCAAGCUACUGAAGGAGUCCGAUCCAAAGGUCCAGUGUGAGUGCUGCUGCCUCAAGGAGUACGACUGGAUGCCGCAGGGCAAGAACCUGGAGGCAGUCGAUAGGCUGGCCGGCGAGAUCAAGGAGCAGAUGGGCGAAGUGCUUACUCGAGCCUUCGCUCAGCUUCAUCUUCAUUCGCCACAGGAUCCACGCGCCUUCAUUGCCGGCUACUUGAUGAACUUGGAUCGCAACGAGCAGGAGAUGAAGGCCAAGCUUGACAUCUUCCAGGCGGAUCCUGUUGUGGAGUCCCAGGAAUUGUCCGACCCUAUUUUCCGCUGUGAUGAUGCUUGUCUGGAAACCGAUAAGUAGAGCAUUUGAUUUGAGUUCCAAUUGAGUUUUAUUUUUUGACUUGCAACUAAAAAACAUGUGCCAAAAUUGUGAGAAGUUAAAUCUAUAAAAAGCCACGCUUCAAGUCUUA
Messenger RNA from Drosophila kikkawai, 1116 nucleotides. RefSeq lists its product as uncharacterized. NCBI's taxonomy places the organism in Eukaryota, Metazoa, Arthropoda, Insecta, Diptera, Drosophilidae. Gene Ontology annotation, cellular component: Set1C/COMPASS complex. The record is from RefSeq and is a predicted model, not a curated record.